CUUAAGGUUUUCAUGGCAAGUUAUAUAAAAUUCACUCCUCUUUCUGGUGCCAAAAACGAAGACGCUCUUUGCUACUUGUUAGAAAUAGAUGAAGUCAAGAUCCUUCUCGAUUGUGGUUGGUCUGAUCACUUUAAUACCCAAGACUUAUCUCCUUUGAAAAAAAUUGCCAAACAAAUAGAUAUUGUCUUAUUAUCACACUCUGAUCUUCCUCAUCUUGGUGGUUAUACAUACGCGAAACGACACUUGGGAUUACAAUGUCCUGUCUAUUCCACAAUGCCAGUAGUCAAUAUGGGUAAAAUGUGUAUGUACGACAUUUAUCAAAGUAAAACGAACGAAAUGGAUUUUACGACUUUUAGUCUUGAAGACGUGGAUAAUGCUUUUGAUAAUAUUAACUCUCUUCGAUACUCUCAACCUUGUGCUUUACCUGGUAAAUGUCAAGGUAUCACUAUCACUGCUUAUGCUGCUGCUCAUACUGUUGGUGGAACUAUAUGGAAGAUCAAGCAAGAUACCAACGAUAUUGUAUAUGCUGUUGAUUUUAAUCAUAGAAAAGAACGUCAUCUGGAUGGUACUGUUCUUUUGACAGACGGUGUUGUCUUGAAUUCCUUGGCUCGACCCUCUUUAUUGAUUACUGAUGCUUUAAAUGCAGAAAUACUUAGUCCUCCAAGAAGAGAUCGUUAUACUGCAAUGUUUGAUACGAUGAAUACAACUUUAUCGAAUGGAGGAUCCGUAUUACUUCCAUCUGAUUCAGCUGCACGUGUACUUGAACUUGCCUAUCUUUUGGAUCAACAAUGGACAAAGCAACAACUCAACAAUUAUCCUUUGAUCAUGCUUAGCAAUACCAGUUACCACACGAUUCACUUUGCUAAGAUUAUGUUGGAAUGGAUGGGAAAUGACUUGACCAAACAUUUUUCUCAGACGCGUGAAAAUCCCUUUGAAUUCAAAUAUGUACGGUUAUGUCACAAAUUAGAAGAUUUGGAAAAUUACCCUGGUCCCAAAGUGGUUAUUGCAAGUAAUUAUAGCUUGGAAACUGGAUUCGCACGGGAUUUGUUUGCACGAUGGAUGACACUGGAUACAUCAACACAACAACAACCACACCAUAUCAAGAAUACGUUAUUAUUGACUGAACGAGCACCUCCUGGAUCACUGGGGAGACAAAUUUAUGAUGAAUGGGAAACCCAAACAAAAGGUGAUCAACAAUCAAUCAACAAAGCAAUCAUACAACCAACCUUAGAUUAUAAAACAGAAAUGGAUUUGACUUUAUUCAAACGGGUACCUUUGGAAGGUAUGGAAUUACAAGAAUAUGAAGCAACUCAACGGGCAAAACAAGAACGAGAAGCAGCUCAGGCAGCUAUGAUUGCAAGAAGCAAGACUAUUAUGGAAGAAGAUGAAUCGGAUAGUUCUGAUUUGGAUGAAGCAGAUGAUCCCAUGGAUGAACUCUUAGUGAAACAGCAUGAUUUAUAUGUACGUGAUAGCGGUAGAUCUGGUGGAUUCUUCAAACAAGCUCAAAGUUAUCAUAUGUUUCCAUAUCAUGAAAGACGCAAGAAGAUGGAUGAUUAUGGUGAAGCUAUCCAACCAGAUCAAUAUAUUCCACCAACAGACAUGACAAGAAUUGCUUUGGAAAAUAGACUUGAUACUGGUGGUAGUGGUGCAAAUUUUGGUGGAUCAUCGGAUACAAAAGACGCUAUGGAUAUUAUCAAUGGACCAGUAUUACCGGCUCGAAAUACUUUACCAACCAAAUAUAUCUCCAGUGUACAGCAUGUUCAAGUUCAAUGUCAUUUACAGUAUAUUGAUUUGGAAGGAUUAUCAGAUGGUAGAUCUAUCAAAACUAUUCUACCUCAAAUUGCACCAAGGAAGAUGAUCAUUAUUCAUGGUCAAGAAGAAGCAACAAAAGAUUUGGAACAAGCAUGUUUAUCGAUGAAUCAAUUCACCAAGGAAAUCUUUACGCCCAAUAUCGGAGAAGUACUAAAUGUAUCAGCAGCAACAAAUGUUUAUCGUGUACGACUAACAGAUGGAUUGGUGAACUCGCUUUUCUUUUCCAAACUGGACGACUAUGAAUUAGCACGGGUAUCUGGACGUAUACAUUUUAAGGAAGAUUCUACCACUCCAUCUUUAGAUAUGGCUGAUGAUGAGCUUAUAAUGACCACCACGGAUAUACAAUCACUCCAGAAGAAGAAAACAGAACCAACAAUUUUUGUAGGUGAUAUACGUUUGACAGAAUUCAAACGGGUACUACAAAAUGAAGGGAUAUCAGCGGAAUUUAAGGAUGAAGGGAUGCUUGUUUGUAAUGACCAUGUGGUUGUACGAAAGACUGGAACUGGACAAUUAUUAGUAGAAGGGAUACUUUCUAUGGAUUAUUAUAGAAUUAGAUCUCUAUUAUAUUCUCAACAUGCUAUUCUGUGAUCAUCAUUUUUAGCCAUAUUUAUAUCUUUUUUUUUUUCAAAAUUUUGUGUAUAUAUUGAUCUUUUUUUUUUAUAUAUAUAAUCAUGGAUAAUAAAAAACAUUGUUUAAAAC
This is a messenger RNA of Halteromyces radiatus, 2511 nucleotides long. Its product is annotated as beta-lactamase-like protein. Bases 13 to 2400 code for a protein of 795 amino acids. Gene Ontology annotation, molecular function: RNA binding. NCBI's taxonomy places the organism in Eukaryota, Fungi, Mucoromycota, Mucoromycetes, Mucorales, Cunninghamellaceae. Gene Ontology annotation, biological process: mRNA 3'-end processing by stem-loop binding and cleavage. The record is from RefSeq and is a predicted model, not a curated record. The transcript has 6 exons. Gene Ontology annotation, cellular component: mRNA cleavage and polyadenylation specificity factor complex.